AGAGGGGAAAAAAGGUUCAACAGACGGGUUGGUCCUUUCCGUCUGUUGCCUCUUCCUGUUCGCUCAUUUGAUUGCUAUUAUCGUUCCACCCGUCGCCGUCGCCUCGCGCUAAUGGGACAGCGCACCACCGUGUUCCUUAGACAGUGCGCACAAGCAAGUCCGUCGUCACAGUGGCAAACGUUUCCCAAAGCUCGGCGGAGAAUGACCGUCCUGUGGGUAAUUGUCGGUUUCCUGUUCACCUCCUGCGCUGGACAGUCGCUAAACGACACGUACGGUGGGCUGAUUAUCGAACACGUGCGCGCAGAAUCAUCCCCAGCACCGGUGCCAACGGCCCAAUGGAAUCAACUGAAGCGCUACUCGAUGCAUUACGGCGGUGUGGCCAGCAGCAGUGCAGCAGGCGAGGAGUCGACCGCCCUGUCCAAUGUGUCCCUGCUCAGUGAAUCGCUUUCCUCUCGUGCGACGUCCGGUGUGGUCGGUGGCAUCAAGCUGAUCAUUCUAGCGUUUCGUGUGAUUGGCGAGUUUCUGCGCAAGUUCGGCGCGGAGCUGCGGGUGGCCAAAUGUUUGCUGAUGUACUCGCUUACCUUUCAGCCGCUCAGCGCGAAGGUUGCCAGCGGGACGAUCGUGAACUGGCUGACCGGGUACUUCGGUGCGGAAGAUGCGCGUGAUCUGUACCGGUUUCUGUCGCGCAAUCUGUUCGCGCAGUUGGGGCUUUCCGGGGCGGAUGUGUGAAGUAGAGCUGUGUGUGUGUGUGCGUGACGAUGGGCCGGCAAGGUGCAAAUUUUUCAGAAAAGUUCGGAUUUUUAUGUAGGUUUAUGCGGGUCGGCGUCGAAUCCGGUUCUGUCAUAAGCACCCGAUAUCUGAUUAACGCCUAAAAUCGAAGCAGAACACAUCUCAUCAAUCGAAUUUGAUACUGCUAACAAGGAGAUAAGUUAAUAUCUAUAAUUAAAACAAAAUAAAAUAAAAUACUUUUUGGUGGAAUCCUUCCAUUCACCAC
Messenger RNA from Anopheles arabiensis, 994 nucleotides. RefSeq lists its product as uncharacterized. NCBI's taxonomy places the organism in Eukaryota, Metazoa, Arthropoda, Insecta, Diptera, Culicidae. The transcript has 2 exons. The record is from RefSeq and is a predicted model, not a curated record. Bases 112 to 729 code for a protein of 205 amino acids.